AUGCAGUUCAAAUCCUUCACAUUCGUGGUCUUGCCACUGCUUGCACAACUUGGAUCUGCUAGCGCUCCUAAUAAUCGUAUCAUAAAAAACAUCAAGAAGUACACUGGCCCCAGCUCUCCAGCCAACUUCAGCAAGAAUGUUUACAAGACCGGGUUCGACGAUGUAACUUGGGACGAAGACAACUGGCUUCUGAGCACGACAAACCUGGAACAGGGUCGCUAUGAAUCGCGUGGAUCAGUCGCCAACGGAUAUCUGGGAAUCAACGUUGCCAGCGCCGGUCCUUUCUUCGAGAUUGACAGUCCCGCCGACACUAGUGGCUGGCCAUUGUUCUCUACUCGCCAGUCAUUUGCAACCAUCAGUGGAUUCUUUGACUCACAGCCGACCACCAACGGUAGCAACUUCCCUUGGCUAUCCCAGUACGGUGGUGACAGCGUUAUCAGUGGUGUUCCCCACUGGGCUGGAAUUAUCUUGGACCUGGGAAAUGGUACUUAUUUGGACGCGAAGGUGGACAACAAUACCAUCUCUGAUUACCGAACCACAUAUGACUUCCAGGCAGGUGUCUUGGUCUGGUCCUAUAAAUGGACCCCCGAGGGUGACAAGGGAUCAUACCAGAUUACCUACCGCCUCUUUGCCCACAAGUUGUUUGUCAAUCAGGCAGUCGUGGACUUGGAAAUUAUUCCAUCCAAGGAAUCAAAGGCGACAAUUGUGAACGUCCUCGAUGGUGCCUCUGCGGUGCGCACCGAUUUCGUUGAGACAGGACAGGACGACGGUGCCAUUUUCUCGGCAGUCCGACCGAAUGGAAUCGCUAAUGUUACGGCUUAUAUUUAUGCAAACAUCACUGCCUCGUCAAAUGUGGACCUGUCUUCUCGCAAGAUCGUCCACAACAAGCCAUACGUCCAUGCCAAUGAGUCUUCCAUUGCCCAGGCUGUGGAUGUGAAGUUCAAGGCUGAUCAAGUGGUUCGCGUCACUAAAUUUGUUGGAGGAGCUUCCACAGAUGCUUUCAAAGAUCCCAAAGAAACGGCCAAGAAUGCAUCGUCCACCGCAAUGAAGAAUGGCUAUGCCAAGUCUCUUCGAUCCCACAUCGUGGAAUGGGCAAGCGUUAUGCCUGAAAGCUCCGUUGACCACUUCUCGUUCCCCAAUGGAACUCUGCCUGCUGAUAGCAACAUUAUUGAUUACGCUGUUAUCUCUGUGGCCAAUACCUACUAUUUGUUGCAAAAUACUGUUGGCCAGAACGCCAUUAAAGCAGUCGACGGAGCUCCAGUUAAUGUGGACAGCAUUUCGGUCGGUGGCUUAACAUCCGACUCAUACGGUGGUCAAGUCUUCUGGGAUGCGGAUGUCUGGAUGCAGCCCGGUCUUGUGGCCUCUCACCCAGAGGCUUCCCAGCGAUUCACUAAUUUCCGUGUGGCCAAGUACGCGCAAGCUCAGGAAAACAUCAAAACCUCUUUCUCAGGAUCCCAGAACCAGACCAACUUCAGCCCAUCGGCUGCGAUCUUCCCCUGGACGAGCGGUCGAUUUGGUAACUGCACAGCUACUGGUGCUUGCUGGGACUACCAGUAUCACCUGAAUGGUGACAUUGGAAUUUCCCUGGUCAACCAAUGGGUGACCAGUGGUAAUACCCAAAUCUUCAAAGAGGAACACUUCCCGAUCUACGACUCGGCGGCCACCCUCUAUGCCGACCUGCUGGUUCGGAAUGGGUCUUCUUGGACAAUGAAAAACAUGACCGACCCUGAUGAAUAUGCCAACCACGUCGAUGCCGGUGGCUUCACGAUGCCCAUGGUUGCCGAAACUCUGCGACAUGCCAACUCCUUCCGUCAGCAGUUUGGACUGGAGGAGAAUUCGACGUGGGAUGAUAUGGCUGAUAAUGUCUUGAUUCUUCGUGAAAACGACGUGACCCUUGAGUACACCACCAUGAAUGGAAGUGCUGUUGUCAAGCAAGCCGAUGUUGUCAUGGUCACUUAUCCCCUUGGCUAUACCUCAAACUACACCAGCCAGAACUCGUUGGAUGAUUUGGAUUACUAUGCCGCCAAACAGUCUGCUGAUGGCCCAGCCAUGACCUGGGCUAUUUUCUCCGCUGUUGCAGCCGAGAUGUCCCCUUCUGGCUGCUCGGCCUAUACAUACGGCCAAUACUCCUUCGCGCCGUACACGCGUGCACCCUUCUUCCAAAUGUCCGAACAGCUGAUAGACAAUUCAACCAUCAAUGGAGGUACACAUCCUGCAUACCCCUUCCUGACUGGUCACGGUGGUGCCAACCAAGUCGCUAUCUAUGGUUAUCUUGGUCUGCGAUUGAGGCCAGAUGACAUUCUCCACGUUGAUCCCAACCUUCCCCCGCAAAUCCCAUACUUGAAGUAUCGCACCUUCUACUGGCGUGGAUGGCCCAUCUCGGCGUGGUCAAACUACACCCACACCACCAUCAGUCAUGCCGCAGGAACUGCACCCCUAGAUACCGCCGACCAACGGUUUGCCAACAAGACCAUCACAGUCCACUCAGGCCCUGAGACCGACGCGGUGACUUAUCACCUCCCACUGAAGGGGUCACUUGUCAUCCCCAACCGCCAAAUUGGAACCGAGAACACGGUCGCGGGUAAUCUCGUGCAAUGCCAGCCGGUCAUCUCCUCUGAUGCCUUCCAGCCAGGUCAAUUCCCCAUCUCUGCGGUAGACGGCGCUGCCUCAACAAAAUGGCAGCCAUCACUAGCAUCGGAUAUGAGUGCUGUGACAGUCUCUCUCGAAGACGAAGCCGGUGCCUUAGUCUCCGGCUUUUACUUCGACUGGGCCCAGGCACCACCAGUCAACGCCACCAUCAUCUUCCACAACAAGACCCUCCAAGAUCCCGUCAAGGCUCUUUCUUCCCAGGGCUCGGACUACACAAUCGUCCAUUCUCUGACCAACAUUACCCUGUCAGACCCAUACGAUUCUGAGACCACAAACCUGGAUACCAUUGCCAUUCCCACUGGCAAUACAACUAACGUCACUUUGUCAUCUCCCGUGCCUGCAGCCCGAUACGCAUCUCUGCUUAUCGUCGGCAAUCAGGCCCUUGACUCUGUUGAUGUGGAGGCCAAGAAUGGAACUGGUGCAACCGUUGCUGAAUGGGCCAUUCUUGGAAAUGAGAAGAGCAACUCCACUUCCGCUAAGAACAAGAGGAAGAUGGAUGUUCGUGCCGCGGCAGCUCUCUCUGGCGCGGAUUCUUUCAUGCGUCGUCGGAAGCAGUUCGAUGGUCAGCUCUAG
Molecule: messenger RNA, 3222 nt
Organism: Penicillium soppii
Lineage: Eukaryota; Fungi; Ascomycota; Eurotiomycetes; Eurotiales; Aspergillaceae
Gene: treA
Product: alpha,alpha-trehalase treA
Exons: 3
Coding region: 1-3222 (1073 amino acids)
Biological process (GO): trehalose catabolic process
Cellular component (GO): fungal-type cell wall
Molecular function (GO): carbohydrate binding; alpha,alpha-trehalase activity
Source: RefSeq, a predicted model, not a curated record